Messenger RNA from Drosophila rhopaloa, 561 nucleotides. RefSeq lists its product as uncharacterized. The transcript has 2 exons. The record is from RefSeq and is a predicted model, not a curated record. The coding region runs from base 54 to 440 and encodes 128 amino acids. Lineage: Eukaryota; Metazoa; Arthropoda; Insecta; Diptera; Drosophilidae.
AAAAUUCUAAAUUUAUUCCUUUCGAUCAACAUAAAUUAAAAAUUUUGGUAAAAAUGGGCUAUUUUAGCAGCCUGAAGCAGAAAAUCCAGGGGCCUUUUAAGAAGGAGGACACAUCCGAAGAAAAGGUCAAUCCCCCUCAAAGAAAUAAUCUUGGCGAGCAGAUACGACUAAUGGUGCACUCAAAACCCUUUGAAAGUGCCUACAAUUCCGCUGCCCCAUUUCUUUUCGCCAGUUUGGGGGCGUGGCCGGGAUAUUGGCUUUUUCGGGGAAUGGAUUAUCAUGUACAUCGUUCACAUGUUCCAUUGGCCAUCUAUAUAAGACAGACCUACUAUCAAGCCAAAGUAGUGCAGUUACUCAUUAUUUUGGCCGGCACUUAUACAGUAUUCCGAAAUAACAAUCGCUUGCGAUUGAUGAACACAAAUGGCGUUGUGGAUUCUUAGAACCAUGAAAAAAAUAUCUAUGGAUGCUAAAAAAGGUCAAGAAACACCUCCCUGGAAAUACGGAAGCUGAACUUUUAAUUUGCUAAACACAAUUUGAAUAUAAAUCAAUGAUAAUUUCCUA